This is a messenger RNA of Gregarina niphandrodes, 906 nucleotides long. RefSeq lists its product as hypothetical. The record is from RefSeq and is a predicted model, not a curated record. The transcript has a single exon. NCBI's taxonomy places the organism in Eukaryota, Apicomplexa, Conoidasida, Eugregarinorida, Gregarinidae. The coding region runs from base 1 to 906 and encodes 301 amino acids.
AUGCUCGGACUGGUAGCGAGAAGUGGCAGUGGUAGUCUGAUGGCGGUUGCCAUAGGAGGUUGCUUCCGUCUGGCUACGGAUGGGGAGGUGGUGGGUAUGGACCCGGAUAUGAGGGCCAAAGCCAUUUGCCCGGUGACGGAAUCACGUACGGGACCGACGGAGCGUAACUAUCUGCCUAUGGGAAAUGUGAAACUAUCGUAUGUAGUGACGGAUGAUGAGGUUCCGCGUGGCGAGCCUAUUCACGGGGGUGACAUUGAUUGGAUUUUGAAGUAUGGUAGUGUUUUCAAGUUGGAGUUGGCGCUGGAUGAGACGAACCCCGAUAAGCCGCCGCAGCGGAUUGACCUAAAUCAGGAGUGGGUUACGAAGCUCAUAACUCGCGUCGUGGCCGCCGGUUUAGAGCGCGUGGGAGUGAAGCCCGAAGAGGUUCUUUACAGAAACCACUUUGGCGAUGGCGCUGUGGAGAAAGUCUAUACGCAGUUCUUCCGCAACAGCGCGGACUUGUGCCAAAUUCCGAUAAGCCUUGUGUUCUUUAAGAAUGCGUUAAAAAACGGCUUUGUGGAGGAUUCUUUUACUGAACAGUGGAUGCAAGCCCAGAACUGGAGUCGUACCGCGAAGCGGAAUGAAAACGAGGCUAUGCUGGCGAAAGGUGGUAUGCCUAGGGCUAUUGAACAGUUCUCGCGCGCUCGAGGUGAACCCGGCCCCGCGAGACAUUGGGCUACUGGGGCUUCCCCUAGAGCUAGGAUCCCCAUCAAAGCUCCAGGGGCAAUCAUAAAAGCUACAGUCGACACCGCUGGGCCUGAAUGCGUAGCCAGACGACCAGGCAAACAAGUCAAGCGAAUCGGAUUAACAGUCAACCCAGCUCGGGGUUUCGCUGAACAGCAUCUUGAUAAGUAUCUUAGACUUUAA